GGCACGCCGAGCACCGCCGACCAGCGGCAGCUGCUGCAGAAGUGCCUGCACCUGCUGGACCCUCGCGCGAGGAGCACGCUGCGCUCUACGCGGCCGCCGCGCUGCAGCUGGCGUGCUCGUACAUGCGCUCGCCCACGGCCGCGCUCGCCGACGAGGCCUGCUCGCCGUCGACGCCUCCGCCGAAGGAGCCGCCCGCGGCUGCGAGGCUGGCGGUGGCGCUGGGGCACCUCGAGAGCAUCCUGAAGCUGCUCGACGACCUCGACGACGUGCCGUCCGAGGGCGUCUCUGUGAUCGCGGAGAUGCAGCUGCAGGCGCGCGUGGCCUAUGCGGAGGCCAUCGUGAAGCUCGUGCGCGAGGCGUGCAUUCCCACCUACAGCUCCUGGCUGGGAGAG
Molecule: messenger RNA, 392 nt
Organism: Prorocentrum cordatum
Lineage: Eukaryota; Dinophyceae; Prorocentrales; Prorocentraceae
Source: the annotation of a GenBank genome assembly